AUGGAGUCGAGGCCAAACAAUUACACAUUUGGUAGUGUCUUGAGUGCAAUUGGUGAUGCUCAGGAUAUUUCUCUGAAAUUUGGCCAACGAUGCCACUCUUCCUUGAUCAAACUUGGAUUAGUGACUGACCCAAUUAUCGCAGGUGCUCUUCUUGAUAUGUAUGCAAAGCGAGGAAGCAUUUGUGAGUCCAAAAGAGUUUUCAGUGAGACGCCUCAUAAAAGUCAGUUUGCUUGGACUGCAAUAAUAUCUGCAUAUGCUGGGCAUGGAGACUAUGACUCGGUGAUAGAAUUGUUCAAGGAGAUGGAGAAAGAAGGGGUAAGACCAGAUUCGGUCACAUUUCUUUCUUUUCUUUCUAUACUAACAGCAUGCAGCAGAAAGGGAAUGGUGGAGAUGGGCCGGCACCUCUUUCACUCAAUGGUGAAAGACUAUCAUAUUGAACCAUCUCCUCAACAUUAUUCAAGUAUGGUGGACAUGUUGGGACGGGCAGGGAAAUUGGAGGAAGCAGAGGAAUUGAUGAGUCAGAUCCCGGGACAGCCAGGGUUUUCGUUGUUGCAAAGCCUGCUUGGGGCUUGCAGGAUCCAUGGGAAUGUGGAGAUGGAGGAGAGAGUAGCCGAUAGAUUGAUGAGAUUGGAACCAAUGGAAUCAGGUUCUUUUGUGUUGAUGUCCAACUUGUAUGCUGAGAAAGGGGACUGGGAAAUGGUAGCAAAAGUUAGGAAAGGGAUGAGAGAUAAAGGAGUGAGAAAGGAAGUGGGAUAUAGUUGGGUGGAUACUGGCGAUGCUGAUGGUUCCUUAUAUUUGCAUGGGUUUUCAUCAGGUGAUAAAUCCCACCCACAGUCUGGGGAGAUAUGUAGAAUGGCAAAAUGUCUAGGAUUAGAGAUGAAAAUUUUGAGAGAGAACAUGUGGGAGACAAAAUCACUGAAAAUGGACUCCUCCUCAAGGCCCUCACUUUGA
This is a messenger RNA of Prunus persica (peach), 951 nucleotides long. Its product is annotated as pentatricopeptide repeat-containing protein At4g32430, mitochondrial. The record is from RefSeq and is a predicted model, not a curated record. Bases 1 to 951 code for a protein of 316 amino acids. NCBI's taxonomy places the organism in Eukaryota, Viridiplantae, Streptophyta, Magnoliopsida, Rosales, Rosaceae. Gene Ontology annotation, biological process: RNA modification. Gene Ontology annotation, molecular function: RNA binding; protein binding. The transcript has a single exon.